GAUUAGCAGCAGUCUGAAGAUGGUUCCAGAUUGUGUGGAUCCUAAAACAAGUUCUUGAACUGGGCCACGAUAUGCUGAUAUGUUUGUCCGAGGCAAACACAGACCAGAGACGCUGGCUAAGGUCAAUCCGCUGACGUUUCAAGAGCAUAGACCAUUGGUAACAUGGUAAACGUGGUAAGUAGAUUGGCAAACAUGAUGUAACUAUCCGCAGAUCCAGCUAAAGAUGUGAGCACACCAAGCGCCAGUCGCGGACUCUGUUUGCGCACCCACUCCAGACCAGCCAGACCAGCCAGACCAGACCAAAACCCAUCCCAAAAGUCUAACAAAAUGUUGGAUGAAUGAAAGUACGAGUAUAUUUGGGCAGAGUUGGGCCCGCAAUGUUGACACGAGAAAUUAGCAGCUCUCCGCACGAGCCCAAGACCAAGACCAGACCACCAGCAGCACCCGACCAGCAGACCAUCCGAUGAGCAGACCAGAAGUCUGUAUAUAAACCUAGUUGUCAUGGCACUUGGAAUUAAGUACCAGCCCAGCAUCUAUCACAGCAAGAAGAUGAAUUUCCUCAGCCUCAGUCUCGCCCUCAUCGUGGUCGUCAGUGCCGUGAGCAGCAGUUGGAGCCUUCCCGUCGAGUUGGAGCCCAGCGCCAUCAGCCUGCUGGAUCUGGAGGCAGAACAGCAGCCGCUGGGGGAUGAGCCAGCGGGCGAACGUGUGGCCCGUGGACUGGGCGGCUUUGGAGGAGGUGGAGGAUUCGGCAGCAAGUUUGGCGGCCUGGGUGGACUCAAAGGAGGAUUUGGCGGAGGACUGGGACACGGCUUUGGUGGCGGAUUCGGUGGGCACGGUUUUGGCGGCGGCUUCGGCAGCUUCAAGGGACUGUUUGACAAGAAGUUCCGAUAAUCAAGAUGUCCUGCACUGAGAGAAAUAUAUCGCAUAGUAGCAUUAAGCACACUCAUAUUUAAAUUAAAUAUGCGGUUUUUACAUACAAACAAAUUGA
Drosophila guanche is the source of this 988-nucleotide messenger RNA. RefSeq names its product glycine-rich RNA-binding protein 2. Lineage: Eukaryota; Metazoa; Arthropoda; Insecta; Diptera; Drosophilidae. Bases 502 to 891 code for a protein of 129 amino acids. The record is from RefSeq and is a predicted model, not a curated record. The transcript has a single exon.